CACCAUGCCGACUGCAAACAGAAGGGGGAGGGAUGCUGCAGAGAGUACGGGUGACAAGCAAGUGGCCUUUAGAUGAUUAGUGGUCAGGGGAGGGCAGGGUCACUUAUCAUAUCACUUUACUAGCCGUGCCAAGCCUGUGCAAGCAGUGGACCAGGGCCACCUCCUAUCCUGACUGUCAUGGUCCUGAGCUGGGCUGCAAUUCAUACAGGUAAAAACUGCUUUGGUGUCAGCUUCAGAACACAUACAAACCAUGGAAGUGCCCCUCUAAAGUAUCAGGAUAACCAGCAAUAACCGCCAUAUUGCAGCUGUUACUAUGGUUACACAGGCAGAAAUUGCAACUGAAGCGGCUGAUGCAAAUGUUGAUGAGGAGACUCAGGAAGAAGCCUGUAAGCCUACGGAUCAUUUGACAGUACAAGAUGCAACACCUCAUUUGAAUAGCAAAAAGAAUAUUCGUCCAACUGCUGAGAAGUCAAAUAUCAAUGUUUCUACUACUGAACGCCAUGCACGGAAAAUCACCCAUCAUACAGCAGUCAACCCAGAUCGCCUGAAACAUUCCAAAGCCCUUGUGGAGAAAGCAAUUAAGCAAAAAAAAAUCUUCGCUAUCCAUGGCCCUUACCCUGUGAUCCGGAGCUGCUUGCGGAGCAGAGGGUGGGUGGAGAAGAAGUUCCCCAAGAGCGGCAAGGCUGAACGGAAAAAGGAAAAGGCCUCCGAUGAAGAUAUGGAGGACGAUGAUGGAGAUGGGAGCAGCAACGAUGAUGAUGAUGGUGAGGACACUGAUGUAGAGGACAAUGACGAUCCUGAUGGGACCUGUGAUCUCAUGUCAAGACUUUUACGCAAUGAAGACCCCAACUUUUUCUGGACAACAAAAAGCAAUGCCGUGGACAGUCACUUCCUGAAAAAGGAUCAGAUGUUGAACCAUUAUGCCAAGGCCGGCUCAUUCACAACCAAGGUGGGGUUGUGCCUGAAUUUAAGGAACCUGCACUGGUUUGAUGACGCUGAUCCUGAUUCAUUUUUCCCACGUUGCUACAGACUGGGGGCAGAAGAUGAGAAGCAGACGUUCAUUGAGGAUUUCUGGCAUACGGCUGCCCGAAGUAUUCUGAAACGAGUUGCAAAUAAAAACAAUAUCUGUUCCCCUUCUGCGGUUGGAGAAACAAAAGCUAGCAACAGAGAGCAGAAUGCAAGCAAUGGUACCCAACCAGUAGAUUCCUUUCCGGUAGCUAAAAGGGGGGCCCGAAAGCGUGUAGAAAGUGCCCCCGUUCAGAUCAUUCUGACAGCCCUCGAGGCCUGUGAGAGGUACCUGAACAGCUUGGAACACAAUGACAUAGACAUGGAGACAGAGUCGACUCCUGCCAUGACAGAUGCUCAGUGGGAAGAAUUCCUGCGUGGCUACUAUCAGGUCAUACAUGAUGGUGCCACCAUCGAGCACUCCGAAUACUACGUAGAGCAGUGCAGUGAAGUUCUACAUAAACUGGAGGCAGCAAACCCCCAGCUGGACAUUGAAGGGGAACGGAACAUCUGGAUUGUAAAACCAGGAGCCAAAUCCAGAGGAAGGGGUAUAAUCUGCAUGGAUCGGCUCGAGGAGAUUCUGAAGCUUGUGGACUGUGACCCAAUGAUUGUCAAAGAUGGAAAGUGGGUGGUGCAGAAGUACAUUGAGAGGCCACUCCUUAUAUUUGGAACCAAAUUUGAUGUGCGCCAGUGGUUCCUGGUAACAGACUGGAACCCUUUAACCAUUUGGUUUUACAAGGAAUGUUACGUCCGCUUCUCAUCGCAGGUCUUCUCCUUGGAAAACCUAGACACCUCCAUACACCUAUGUAACAACUCCAUACAGAAGCACUUUGAGAAUUCCCAGACCCGUCAUCCACUGGUGCCUACAGAUAACAUGUGGUCUAGCAAACAGUUCCAAGUGCACCUCCAAAAGCUUGGGGCACCCCAUGCCUGGGAAACAGUGAUUGUGCCAGGCAUGAAGGCGGCCAUUAUCCAUGCCAUGCAGAGUGCCCAGGAUAUAGUGGAGUACAGGAAAAGCAGUUUUGAGCUGUAUGGUGCUGAUUUCAUGUUUGGGGAGAAUUUCCAGCCUUGGCUGAUUGAGAUCAAUGCCAGUCCCACAAUGGCGCCAUCAACACCGGUGACCAGCAAGCUCUGCGCCGGAGUCCAAGAAGACACCUUACGUAUUGUUGUAGACCGGAAAUUAGACCGGAACUGUGACGUAGGAGCAUUUGAGCUCAUAUAUAAACAGUGUGCAGUCGACAUCCCUCAGUAUGUGGGAAUAAAUCUAUUAGUAGAAGGAUCAAUGGUCAAAAAACCCCGUCAGCUACAACAACCCAGCUCCAACGGGGCCUUCAAUUUCUCUAUCGCCCAAAGCAACAAGAGGUCCGUCUCCAUGUUAAACGCUAAGACCUCAGGUCCAAACAGUGGCCUUGGCAGUCAGGACUCAGUCAAGCUUGCUGGUGCAACCCCUAUAACACCUGCGUUGGCGGGCAAUGUUUUCUGGACUUCUAGAACCCAAAACCCAAUCAGUAGGGCAAAGACGACAGCAACUGGGAAAGAAAAUAAAGCAGUGAGGGUAGGACAGAGAAAUUCCGUGAUGGUGGAACUUGUUAGACUUCCCAGCAAGCGAUCGCUGGAACAAAGCAAAGAAGGAACCAACCCAAGACAACGACUAUUUCCUACACCCAAAUCCUGCACAUUGGAAAAGCCACUUAGAGCGAGGGAGCCAAUAAGGCUUAAGAAUGGGGGCUUUGUGGACCUGAAAUUUACAAGCCUGGAUUCUGGCCAAGUACAUCUCCUAAGGAACAUAAAAACAGGGAUCACAGAUCCUAAUAAGAUGCCCUGUUUAUUUUGUAAGGGCCCCUCUACUCUGACCGGACUUCAUGCAAUGUGCUCCUGUUCUAGAGCUGGGAAACAGGCCGUUAAACCUGCUUGUCUCAAACUAUCCAAGAGAAUUCAUAUUGGCAAGUUUCACGACAGCUUUGCUCCACUCUCUGCUCGGGGAACGGCAAUCCUCACCUCCCUCUUGCCAUGAAAAAAAUCUAUUGCAGUAAAGGAUCACUGACAAAACAUGG
Messenger RNA from Xenopus laevis (African clawed frog), 3059 nucleotides. Its product is annotated as tubulin monoglycylase TTLL3. The record is from RefSeq and is a predicted model, not a curated record. Lineage: Eukaryota; Metazoa; Chordata; Amphibia; Anura; Pipidae. The transcript has 16 exons. The coding region runs from base 314 to 3019 and encodes 901 amino acids.